Messenger RNA from Brassica napus (rape), 573 nucleotides. Its product is annotated as cyclin-dependent protein kinase inhibitor SMR10-like. The record is from RefSeq and is a predicted model, not a curated record. Bases 90 to 494 code for a protein of 134 amino acids. The transcript has a single exon. Gene Ontology annotation, biological process: regulation of DNA endoreduplication. NCBI's taxonomy places the organism in Eukaryota, Viridiplantae, Streptophyta, Magnoliopsida, Brassicales, Brassicaceae.
CCUAAAUAUAAAUAAUUUAACAACUUAAAUUAGAAAAAAAUAAAAAUCCCGGGCGUAGCCCGGGUUAAUCCCUAGUUUUCCUCUGAAAGAUGGGUUUCUCGAACUCUGGAAAUGGUCUCUCCGAUCAAAACAAUCUCUGCGAAACGGAACUAGGGUUUUCAGACCAAAGCGUUCAAGAAUUCAGGCCAGAUCAAGAUCUUGAAACUAAAGUCGGAGAGAUACCUAAUACUCCACGCGAAGGAGUAAAGGCAAAGAAAGAUGAAGAAGAAGAUUUAUGUAAGACUCCGACACGCCUCGACCAGAUUCUCCCGAAGGUUACAAAUAUUUGUCCUCCGGCGCCGAGGAAGCCUAAGAGAGUUCCGUCGAGAAGUUUGAAGGUUCGAGAUUCUUAUAGAAGCAGGAGAAUGAUCAUUUUGAAUGUUUCUAGAGAGAUUGAUUGUAUGUUUAACUCAGCAUCUCUAGGUAACAAAGUUAAGAAAGCCAGACGUAUUUGAUGUUUCAUUUGUAUAUGUAUAUCGUAUCUACAUGUAAUAAAUUAAUAAACUACGAGUUAUGUAAUGUAGUGAGAUGCCA